Lepisosteus oculatus (spotted gar) is the source of this 5082-nucleotide messenger RNA. NCBI's taxonomy places the organism in Eukaryota, Metazoa, Chordata, Actinopteri, Semionotiformes, Lepisosteidae. The record is from RefSeq and is a predicted model, not a curated record.
CAACAGAGGGCGUCUCUCCUGCAGACUGGAGCUGACACCUUGUGGACGCUCAGCGCUCCGGGUGUGAGGAGGGCGCAGCUGGUCCGGCGACUUCUGACACUUCAGCACAGCCAGAGGACGAGGUGGAGAGACCGGCGCUGUUUGGCAAGAUCUACAGUAUCAACCGGGUUGGACUUGUGUGUGAUGGGAGAAAGAUUUCUUAGCCAUUCAAGAUCGCAAGGUAAUCAGUAGCCUUAAAUGAAGACAUCGGGAAUGGCUGUAUUCAAGCAACAAAAAGUGGAGGAGUUUUAUGAAAUCGGCGAAGAGCUUGGAAGCGGCCAGUUCGCCAUCGUGAGGCGCUGCAGGGAGAAGAGCACGGGGCAGGAGUACGCGGCCAAGUUCAUCAAGAAGCGGCAGAGCCGGGCCAGCCGGCGCGGGGUGAGGCGCGAGGAGAUCGAGCGGGAGGUCGGCAUCCUCCAGCACCUCCAGCACCCCAACAUCGUGACCCUGCACGACGUGUUCGAGAACCGCACCGACGUGGUGCUCAUCCUGGAGCUGGUAUCUGGAGGAGAGCUGUUUGACUUUCUGGCACAGAAGGAGUCUCUAAGUGAAGAAGAGGCAACACAGUUUAUAAAACAGAUUCUUGAUGGAGUCCACUAUCUCCACACCAGAAAAAUCGCACACUUUGAUCUUAAGCCUGAAAACAUUAUGCUGCUGGACAAAAACGUUCCUUUACCACGAAUCAAAUUGAUAGACUUUGGCCUUGCUCACAAAAUUGAAGAUGGAGUGGAGUUUAAAAACAUUUUCGGAACUCCAGAAUUUGUUGCUCCAGAGAUAGUCAACUAUGAGCCUUUGGGACUAGCCGCAGAUAUGUGGAGUAUUGGGGUCAUCACCUACAUUCUGUUGAGCGGGGCUUCGCCUUUCCUUGGUGAAUCGAAACAAGAGACCUUGGCGAAUAUCUCAGCAAUGAACUAUGAUUUUGAUGAAGAGUUUUUCAGUCGCACCAGUGAGCUGGCUAAAAGUUUCAUUAGGCAGUUACUAGAGAAAGACACUAGGAAAAGACUGACCAUUCAAGAAACUUUGAAUCAUCCUUGGAUCAAGCCAUUAAACCCAAAGCAAGCACUGGUGCGAAGACAAUCUGUUAUUAACCUUGAGAACUUCAGGAAACAGUAUGCGAUAAGGAGAUGGAAGUUUUCCUUCAGGAUUGUCACACUCUGUAACCACCUAACUCGGAUGAUGAAGAAGGCUUGUCCUAAGCCCCAGGAUGAUUUGAGAGACUGUGAGAGCGACCAGGAGGAUGAGCCCACCAGGAGAAGAGCUGUCAGAAACAGGAAGAGAAGCAGUACAUCCUGAGGAUCUCCAUUGUGGCCUUCAUGACUGUAUACUUGGUGGGGUCUUGGAGAUAAAAGGUCAUGUUGGAAAGAGUGUUGGACAAGAUCAUCUGAGCCUUUAGCUGUCAGGAGGAGCUUUCAGUGCCAAUGAGGAAAAAUGUUUUUUAGAAAAAAAAACAAUAAUGCAGCUGGUAUUCAUGCAUACUGCCUAAUUACUGAGCAAUAAAAGAGCUCAGUACAGAAAUGUUAUACUUUGGAAAACCAAGAAAAGCAACAAUGAAUGGCAUUAAAAAAGAAAAGACUUUGGACAAGGUUUCCAUACUCCUGUUUUUUGGAGUACUGUACCUCAAACACAAGUGGGAACAAAAAAGAACAAGGCGUGUCUUGAGUCCAGUAAAUAUGCAGUUUAUAUCCAUGUACAAUUCAUACAAAUAUGGUUAACUGGGAUGCAAAGGGGCCUCACUUGUAUGAUACUUUUUAUUCAUGCCUAGCAAUAUUAUGUUAAUAGUUUAAAACAAGUUUUAGCCUGGAACUUCAUUUGUGAAAUGGCAAAGGAGAUUUGACAGCAUGAUGAAACAUCAUUGUCCCAUAGGGUCUGAGCAGAAGAGUGAUUGACUAUUAACACACCUGGGGGCACAUUCAGCUGCUCCCCAGCUUUUCAGGGAUUUCGUUUCUUUGGUAUGUGGCAUUAUCCCCCAGCAACUUGUGUGGGGGCCUUUUAUUUUACCAGUUGUUGACACUCCAACUGGAUUAAAAUGCAGAAGAUCUUAAUCUAUUUUCUCACAUUCCAGAGUUUCCCCUUUAGAAAAUGUGGAAAGCCUGUAUUUAAACUAUGGAAAGAGAACAGAAAACAAUGUAUCUGAAAGUAUCAGUAGUUUUCCCCUAGUAUGUCCUGGUAGUCAUCUGUUAAGCUUGAAACGGGGUCAGUACACAAGUAGAAUACUGUUCUUACUCAUGAAAGAUCACAUGUCCACUUGAAAAGAGUUCAUAUACUGUACAUGUGAAGACAACACGUGAAAAUUUGAAAAUGAAAGUCAGCAUUCAAAUUUACAGUACAGAACUAAUCAGAGUUUACAUUGAAUACACUGGUUACUUUGUGGGAACUGUAUUUUUAAGCGUAUUUUUUCUGUACUGAGCAGAAUUGAGUAGUGCUCAUUUUGAUUCUGUGAGAAAAAACAAUGCCUUUUCUAACUAGUGGGAAGGAUCGGAGGACACAUGGGCCUCUUCCUCUGUUAUUUUCAUUAUCAAGACACAUUUUUCACAACUGAAAGUUGAAAUAUGUGGAUACAAAUGACUGGGCUUGAAAAACAGGAAAACGAAAAGCAUCAACAGAGUUUUUUAAACCUCUUCCCCUCCAUCAUUUCAGUGUUUAAAAAUAGCACAAGUGAGUAAUUUAAAUAUGAAAGGAUAAGGAUGUGUACUGUAACAUAUGUAUACCCUCAGCAAAGUGAUCUGAGUUAAAUGAUUUAAGCCUGUGGAUGUAUAAAAACUGAGAUCAAAGGAAGUAAGUGGAUUUAUGUCCUAAUACAGAAAUGCAUAUUUGUAUGAAUUUAGUUUUUUGCCCUGCUGCUGUGCUUCCUAAACAGGGGUGCGUAGUUUGUUUUAUUUGUGCAUUGCUCACUUGAUUACAAGGAUAUUGGACAAAAUCACUGUCUGCCCCCCACGCAACAGAAAAGCCCCCUGUCCAGCUGAGUUCCUAAGCCACCAAACCCAAGCUGUUGAGAAUGUUGGUGUAGCUUCAUUAUCAUCUGCCUGAUGUGGAAAAUACAGAGCAAUCUGAAUGGUCAUUCAGGGCUUUCCCACCUGCCAGGCCACAACAACAGAGAGGCGGUAGACACUGGGAUACCUGAUGACUGCCCCAGCAAACUCAUGUGACGGCAGUGGCCCAUGGAAGGAAAUCACCCCCAGCUAAUUUCCACUUCCUGACCCCAGUGAGAAGGACUUGCAUUCCUGCUAUAAUACUACAGUAUGUGUGUGGUUCCCCUGAAACUGCUGGGUGCUGCUCUGGUUUACAGCCAAACGAAACCAGUUCUGUUUCUUUUUAGAAUGCAGUCUUGUUCUUUGUCUGUUUUAGUAAAACAUUUCUUAAUUAAAAUCUUGUUAUAAUCUGCAAAUGGGGACACAAUUGUGAAAGUAUUAAAUAUUGUCUAAAUACUGCCUACAUUUCUUUCUUUGUCUAAGCCAGGGAGUACUUACUGUUCUGCCACCAGAAUAAAAUAUUUAGCUUUUCGAAGUGGUUAUAAUUAAAUUAAAGUUUUUCACAGACCUCGUUCACGUAAACUAUGAAACAGAACUGAAACUUGUGGGUUUUCUUAAGCACUUCCUUUGCAAUUUAUUUUUUGUAAUUUUAAUCUUGUUUAUAAAUUCUUAUUAAUAUUCUGUCAGACACUUAGUUAAGAAAUGUCCCAAUACAAACAGUACAUUCAUGAAGAAAGAAAUGAAGAAUCUACUAUGUAAAGAACAAUACUGUAGUAAGGUCUGUUUUCAUAACAUAAUGGUUUACAUUUAAUUUGUAUUUAUUCCUUUUAGUGUAUGGUACCACUGUGCCUGUACAACAGUGUCUUAAUGUGGAUUGUAUUUUACACUGUGUUUAUAAAACUGUGCCAUUCAUUCAGUUGUUGGGUGUGUAAGAUGAAAAACACAAUAUCCUAGUUUGUGUUUACGGGAAACAUUAUUUUUGCUCAGAGAAGACAAUUGUGCAUAACCAGCUACAGUACUAACAGUUCAUAGAUUAUUAUAAUUGCUGGAGUAGAGAUGAAAUUUGCAUGUUUUUUAAAUGGAAAACCAAACCUGUGAGUGAAAAAUUAAAUGCAUCAGUUGCUGAAACAAAAAUGGUUCAGGAGUAGUUACUUUUGUAACAUUAAUCAGGUUUAGUCAUUUCCGAGAAUAAUGGUGCUAUCAAGAGCCUCAAGUUUAAGUAGUGCCCCACUGUAAUAAUUCUCUAAUCAUGUUGUGUUAUUGAAUAUUCCCAUUUCAGUAAAGUAGUUCAUGCAUUUUAAGUAAGGUAAGGAUGUUACAGCACCAGAUUAUGACACUCCAGUUUGUGGAUCAUCCUUUGGAAAUGUUGAUAUGCAUUUAUACAGGUGAAUAGGUUGGGUAACCAGUGUCAAGUAACUUGCUGAAGAAAUAAAGAAAACUGUAAGCAUGAUAACUUGAAUCCAGGAAUGUGAAUACCCUGGUAUGAAGCACAAAGCAAUUAUCCACAUUCUCAUUAUGGUGAGAAAGGUUUGAAACUGCAUAGUACCAGUCUUGGUACAAAUUUCCCUGUAUAGUACAGACCAGAGGACUGCAAAAACAACAUGAGUGCAUGGCGGUUUUUAAUGUGAUUGUUUUAGGCUAAUGAAAAUUAAUGUAAUAAUGUAACCGUACCGACAUUUAACUGUAUUGUGUUUGAAUUAACUCUUUAUGCAGAAUUUAAGUGAGAAUAAUACAUAUUACAGUGUAAUGCUCCAUUUUGAGCAUACAGUAUAAACGAGCAGAGAAUGACCUUGUAUCAGAUAACCACAAAAGUAGUUUGUUUUGGUUUUUUUCUAAGACAUCCCAUAUUUUUUUUAGCAAUGUUUUUCUUUCCUUUUGUUUAACCUCGUCUUCUGCCGGAGUUUGCUUUCCAUACCUUUUAAAGACUGUUCUAAUUGGUGACAGGCUGUGACAGGCUAACGGGUGAGUUAAAGGUGGUUGUGUGGCUGUGUGCUAGUGGCUCUGAAAUUGAAACGGGGUGUUCAGAGGUUUCAAAUGACCUGAAGGCAAUAAAGAAUUAAAAGGGGAUAAUUGA